Molecule: messenger RNA, 1713 nt
Organism: Verticillium nonalfalfae
Lineage: Eukaryota; Fungi; Ascomycota; Sordariomycetes; Glomerellales; Plectosphaerellaceae
Exons: 1
Source: RefSeq, a predicted model, not a curated record
GGCAAGCAGCUGUUUGGCGUCUUCAAGGAGGCCAAAGCCUGCUACCAGGAGAAGAAGGCUGCCAUCAAGGCCGACAAGGCCUUUAUCAAGCGUGCCCAGACCUUUGAUGUCGCCCGCGAUAUUCACGCCCAAGCGCCCCCGCCGCCUCCUUCCGCCCACAACCGCGCCUACGUCUAUGACGACUAUGUCGAAUAUCAGGAGGACGCCCGCUCUCGUGCCUCGCACAGGAGUCACCGCACCUCUCGAACGAAGCGCUCCCAGUCGCAGACCUCACGACGGACCCGUGGUGAUGUCGAAUACCAUGCUCGUCCCGCCCUGACGGCGAGCAACCUCAAGACGCACUCCGAAGUCUCGAGCGUGGCCCCCUCGCGCGUGCCGCGAACAAUCGACUACCGAUCUCCCUACGCAGAGACGGCCCCGCGCGACAUGGCCCUGAGCCGACCGACAUUGCACCAUUACACAACAGCCCCUACCGCCACCGAGUCUCUCGCCGAUUCGACGACAAUCCGCGGCGUUCCGGCGCCCAGCAUCCGGGCCGCCCCAGCCCCUCCUGAGCCCGGCCAUCUGGCGCGCGCGGCAACCUUUGACGUGGCCCCGCGCCGAAAAGAGAAGGAGAUUGACAUGAACCUGGCGUAUGGCAACAUUCCGCCCGACCUCGAGUCUCGCACCGAUCUUGACCCGGCCUACAAGGAGGCGGAAGCCAAGACGCUCAUCGGCCGUGUCGAGUCCCUCCUCGACGAGGCCGAGUGCGUCGGGUACUCUGCCACCACCAUGAUCAAGCGCCUGCAGGCCGAUCCCAAUGCCGCCGCCGCCGUGGCCCUGUCGCUUGCUGAGUUGUCGAAACUGCUCAAGACGAUGAGCCCCGCCUUUCUCGGCCUCCUCAAGGGAGGGUCGCCGGCCGUCUUUGCGCUGCUGGCGUCUCCCCAGUUCCUCAUUGCGGCAGGCGCGGCUGUGGGCAUGACGGUCGUCAUGUUCGGCGGAUGGAAGAUUGUCAAGCAGAUCAAGGAUGCCCAGGCGCAGAAAGAGGCCAUGGCCGCCGAGGCCAUGGCUUUCGAGGCCUUGCCAGAACCCGCGCCGCAAGUCUACGCCCCUCCCAGCGUGCACCCUGAGAUGAUGGGAGCCGAGAUGCCCCGGGGUGGCGGAUGCGGCGGCAGCCAGGGCAGCUACGAUGAGGCUCUCGUUCUGGAGGAAGAACUCAGCACGAUCGAGUCGUGGAGGCGUGGCAUCGCGCCGUUUGGCGAGGAUGACAGCGCAGAUUUCGAGCUCAUCAGCCCCGAGGCCGAGCGCGCGCUCCGCAAGCAGCGACGCGCCGAGGAGAGGGGGGAUGACGACAUGGUCUCGAGGUCGGGUCGGUCGGAGCGGAGCUCGCGCACACACCGCAGCUCCAGGACGACCAAGACGACCAAGACGCACAGGUCGCACCACAGCCGGAAGCCCGAGAGCGAGGCUCCCGAUCGGAGGAGUACCGCGCUCACGGUCAAGGAUGACGAGAGCGUCGCGGGCAGCCAGCGGAGCCACCGGUCGACGCGGUCGAAACGGAGCGAGAGGACGGCCGUGCUCGCCAUUGAGCCGGCGCCGGCUGCGGGGUCCGACAAUGGGCUGGAGCACGUGCUUCGGCCGAAGAAGGACAGCAUGCUCAAGUCGUUGUUCAAGAAGAAGGAGAAGGAUGGACGGCUCGAGAGCAGGGAGAAGGUGUCUGCCGUUGUGUUUUGA